GAAAGGACGUAGCCGGAAGUGAGGCUUCCGGAGACUUUGCCCAGGCUGACGGUGUCAGAGAAGCUCUAGAAGGCGGAUAUUGGGUUCCUGGUGGAUGGAGAUGCAGCAGGUGGUUGUCGUCCUGGGGCUCCUGGCGGUGCUCAGCUGCCGGGCGGUGGAGGUGAAGAGACCCCGGGGGGUGUCCCUGUCCAAUCGCAGCUUCUACGAUGAGACCAAACCAUUCACCUGCCUGGAUGGCUCCAAGACCAUCCCCUUCGACCACGUAAAUGACGACUAUUGUGACUGCGCGGAUGGCACCGAUGAGCCCGGCACUGCCGCGUGCUCCAAUGGAAGAUUCCACUGCAGCAACCCCGGGUACAAGCCUCAGUACAUUCCCUCAUCACAGGUCAACGACGGAAUCUGCGAUUGCUGCGACACUACUGACGAGUAUAACAGCGGAGCGCGCUGCGAGAACACUUGCAGAGAGAUGGGCAGGAGGGAGCGCGAGGAUCUGGAGAAGAAGGCGGAGAUGGCACGGGAAGGCAUGCUCCUGAAGCAGAAGUUUAUUGAGGAGGCCCGAAAAGGCAGAGAAGAGAAGCAGGUGAAGCUGCAGGAGCUGGCAGAGAAGCGGCUGAGCGUGCAGACACUGGUGGACACCCUGCUCGCCGAGAAGGAGUCGGCAGAGAAGCCGGAGAAGGAAGCAAAGGAUGCCCACAAGCAAGCGUGGGAAGAGCGGAGGGAGUUGGAGAAGGCGGCUCUGGAGAAGAAGCGCUCCCUGGAAGUGUUUUCUGAGCUCGACCAGGAUUCAGAUGGAAUGCUGUCGGCGCCGGAGCUGCUCUCUCACACCGAGCUAGAUGCCGAUGGGGAUGGUUCAUUGUCCGACAAGGAAUCCCAGGAUCUUCUCGGAGGUUCAUACUCGGUGGAUGUUGCCUCCUUCCAAGAGUCUGUGUGGCCACAAAUUAAAGAAAAGUUCAAGUCAGCGAAUGAUGUCCCUCCAUUACCUCCAGUAGAAGAGGGAACAGAAAGCCACCCAGAAAUCCCCCCUGAAGAUGAGGAUGAUGAUGUAGAAGAGGGAGAUGACGAAGAUGAUGAUGAUGACUCGGAUGACUAUCACACAGCUCCACCAAGCAAGUCAGAUGUAGAAGAGGUGGAGAUGCCACCUUAUAAUGAGGCCACCCAAGCUCUGAUAGAUGCUGCUGAAGUGGCACGUAAUCAAUUCAAUGAAGCAGAAAAAUCCCUGAGAGAAAUCGACGAUACAAUCAAGAGUCUGGAGAAGGAGAUUUCGCAGGAUUUUGGACCACAUGGAGAGUUUUCUUAUCUCUAUGCGCAGUGCUAUGAACUUUCAACAAGCGAGUAUGUUUAUCGCUUGUGCCCAUUUAAUCGUGUGACACAGAAACCGAAGGCUGGAGGAUCAGAGACUAAUCUGGGAACUUGGGGAUUCUGGUCAGGACCAGAAAAUGAUAAAUUUGGUGCAAUGAAAUAUGAACAGGGAACAGCCUGUUGGCAAGGACCAAACAGGUCUACACAGGUGAAGCUGUACUGCGGGAAGGAAACCGUAGUCACGUCCACCUCAGAGCCCAGUCGCUGCGAGUACCUUAUGGAGUUCUUCACUCCCGCCGCCUGUCAACAUCCAGUAGAAAUCCCACCAGAAGACCAUGACGAGCUGUGAUACCAGCAGUGUAGCAGCCGUAGCUAGAAGGACCCCAUACGAGACUCAAGUGGAACCCUAAGAGCUGUGAAUAGUUGGAUCAGACGGUCACCCUGGGACCUCAAACCUCAUUCGAGACCCCAUCCCCUCUUCCUGAUCUCUGCAGUAAAGGACACUGGCAACUAAAAGACACAUUCCAUCCUCCAACCCCUGCUCUGCUGCUUCCCUGGACCACUUCUGCCAUGUUGUACAUACUUGGGAGUUAAAGGGGAUGUCUAGGAUUAGAGAAAUAUGGCCGGUAUCCAGCUGUGCCCUAUUCAAGAGAAUAACUCUGAGCUGUAGUAACUGACAAGGGCCAUGGAUAAAAAAAAUCAAUAAAAAAAGCAGACUUUAUUUUCUAAUCCUGGUCAUCCCCGUUAAAUAGUACACGGUUUACAGUGGCUGCUACCAUGUGUUUCUUGUGUUCAUGCUGGUCGGAGGGAUUAUGUGCUUAUAAAUACAGGUUGGUUUAUAUAAAAGC
Molecule: messenger RNA, 2147 nt
Organism: Bufo bufo (common toad)
Lineage: Eukaryota; Metazoa; Chordata; Amphibia; Anura; Bufonidae
Gene: PRKCSH
Product: protein kinase C substrate 80K-H
Exons: 17
Coding region: 95-1648 (517 amino acids)
Biological process (GO): N-glycan processing; liver development
Cellular component (GO): glucosidase II complex
Molecular function (GO): calcium ion binding
Source: RefSeq, a predicted model, not a curated record